Messenger RNA from Bufo gargarizans (Asiatic toad), 3949 nucleotides. It is a transcript of the gene MAP7, whose product is annotated as microtubule associated protein 7. Lineage: Eukaryota; Metazoa; Chordata; Amphibia; Anura; Bufonidae. Bases 365 to 2617 code for a protein of 750 amino acids. Gene Ontology annotation, cellular component: microtubule cytoskeleton. The record is from RefSeq and is a predicted model, not a curated record. The transcript has 18 exons. Gene Ontology annotation, biological process: microtubule cytoskeleton organization.
AGGUGCAGGCAUUCCGGCAGGCUCCAGCUGAAGAGGCAGCAUUACGCAGCUCUCCUUUGAUUAGGCGAUGUCACAGUUGUCAGGGUAACUGUGAGCGGCGGCGGAUCAGAUUUUCUCCUCCUGUGCUGUGUACUGAAUAUUUUAGUGUGCUGGAGCCGGCACAAGGCUUAGGGGAAGGUGCAUUAAGUCUGGCCGGAUUCCAGGAAGGAGACCAGGCUUGUGAGGUGACACCAGGAAAGGACCUUCUCACUGGCUUCUCUAUUCUAGUGGAUAUUGGCCCAUGGUGGGGCCACUGACUAGCCUAUAGAGGAGCUGGCUGCUCCAUUUACUCUUCUUGUGGAACUGCGGCAGGACAGGGGAAUACAUGCUGAUAUUUCUAAAAUCCGAGAAAAAAAAACCUGCGGCAGGCAAUAUGCCAGGAUCUGCUACAACCACUCGGCAGGAUUGGGUGAAGAAAAGUGGCACCAGGCCUACAGCUCCUGUACUCUUCACUAUUAAUGAAGAAGAUGAGCAGCAAAAAAAUGGCAACAGCAAGAAGGCAAAAGCUCCUGAUGGUUCUCAUGGUAAAAUCCAAGAGAAGAAAACGUCAUUGAGCCAGUCUAGAAAAGACAAUGCUCUCUCAAAAUCUGAACCACAACUCGCUCUGAAAGUGGAUGAAAGACUACGACUGGCCAGAGAGCGUCGAGAGGAACGGGAGAAGCUGAUGGCUGCAAGAGAAUCUCUGUGGUUAGAGAAAGAAAUGAGAGCAAGGCAGCAUUAUGAGAAACACUUGGAAGAACGCAAGAAGAAACUAGAAGAACAGAGGGUCAAAGAGGAAAGGAGGCGAUCUGCCGUGGAUGAGAAGCGGAGGCAGAAACUGGAAGAAGAAAAAGAGCGACAUGAGGCAGUGGUAAAACGUGCAAUGGAAAGAAGUAAGAAACCAAAGCGGAAAAAUAACAGAUGGUCUUGGGGUGGUGCUCUACAGAGCAAUACAAGUAUAGGCAGUUCAGAUCCUGACAGGAGGUCAGUAUCAACAAUGAACCUUUCGAAACAUGUUGAUCCAGUUAUUAACAAGCGACUCUCCACAUCAUCUGCGACAUUACUUAAUACUCCAGACAGAGGCCGACGACCGCUACUUAGUCCAUGGGAGUCCACUGUAGUGUCCCGACUACUAACGCCUACACACUCUUACUUGGCUAGAAGUAAAAGCACAGCUGCUCUGUCGGGAGAUGCAGCAUCUUGCAGCCCCAUAAGUCCCCAGCUUUCCAAGACCCCAAUCAGCAAAAGUUCAGAGAAGGCGAGACAUUUUUUCAGCACACCAGAGGCAAUAGCAAGGCGAAGGACCACACACUUUGGAGGAACCAGCAGUGUAGAGAAAAAAGAAAAACGUGAGACAGAUAGGGAGAAUGUAUCGUUAACGCCUACAUCUACUAUAAAGAGGGCAAUGUCUCCUAGUGUACCUAAACCAAAAUCAUCAGCGCCUACCUCUGGUUGGCCUUUACAUAAAUCCUCACCUAGGCCAGUAGUAGCUCCUGUUAAUAGUUCCAUCAAGUUGACCACUACCCCUCAACGUCCACUAUCACCAGGAAAUGUUCGACCAGUCAAAAAAGACAGCAAGGAAGAUUCCAAAAAGAAACAGGAAGAAGUACCACCUAAUUCCACUGAAAUGGAGCGUAUAGAGGUAAAAGAUCCACCAGCAGCAAAUGCAGAAGGCUCUGGUGAGGAAAAGCCUCAUACUCCAAGUCCCGUCACUACUGAAGCUAUGCAAGGGCCACCUGUUCUAGCAUCACCUACUGUGACAAGCAAGCCAUUUGCCAGAACAACUGACCCAGGGGAAGCCACUAGAAUUCUUGCUGAAAAGAGGAGGCUCGCUCGAGAACAAAGAGAGCGGGAAGAGGAAGAGAAGAGAGAACGAGAGGAGGAAGAACGGAGAAAAAAAGAGGAGAUCGCUCAAAGACAAGCCAUGGAAAGAUCUCGUCGAGAGGAGGAGGCAAAACAGCAGGAGGCAGAACGAAAAGAGAAGGAGGAAAAGGAGCGCCAGGAGAAGGAAAGGUUGCAGAAACAGCAAGCAGAGGAAAAGGAGCAGAGGGAGCGCGAGGAAGCAGAACGUCUUCAGAAACAAAAAGAAGAUGAUGACCGUAUUAGGUCAGAGCGGGAAAAACAUUUCCAAAAAGAGGAGCAGGAGCGUUCAGAGAGGAAAAAGAGGCUGGAAGAGAUCAUGAAGAGGACAAGACGCAGUGAAGCGGGGGAUAAGCAGCCCAAUGUUCAGAAAAAUGGAGAGGUUCCUAAAACGGUUGAAAACACAGCCAUUACACCCACCCCCUUAAAAGAGGAGCAGACAUCGGUAUUUCUCCCGGGCGAUGCAGAAACCAUUCGAAAUGGAAAAUCGGUGGCCACAUCGCCAAGGAUUGUUACUUUUUCCCAAGACAGCACAGAGAAACAACCAAAUGAAAAUGGUUUACGAACAACAAACAACAAUUUUGAAGAGAUCAUAAAUUUACCAGUUGGAUCGAAACCAAUGAAACUUGAUUCUCUAAACAAUGAAGGGAGCAGCAUCGAGGACCUUCCACCUCUGAAUCCACUUAUCGCUUUUGAAGUUGAUAAUGUGCAAACACCACAAAGAGCAGAGGUCAUCUGAACACCCAGAACUGAGGUUUAGAAAUCACCCUUAAAGCCCCAGGGAUUCAUUUGAAAAUUUAAAAGGAUUUUUUUUUCUUUCGAAUUUUUGGGAUUUUUUUUUCUCUGAAGGACACCUUUUACUAUUACCAGCUAACAGACUGGCUGCAUUAAACAGCGUUUUCCUUAAAAUGCUGCUUUUUGCACGCAUAUUGUAUGAUGAAGUUUUUACCUACCUGAAAGGAAGAAAAGCAUGGAAGCAUCGAGGUGGAUUGUGGGACUAUUUUGGGACUGUCCGGUUUUAAAUGUAAUUGUUUAACCUGAUAAUCUUUUACGCUGUAUAUGUUUAAUACUUGAAAAUACCCUCAUAGCUCUACGUGUAGGGCUAGGGAGCGGUGUCAUUUAAACCAUUUGGUUUAAAUAUUAUUGCUGAGAACUCCAUUUAAAGGGGCUUUAAUGUAUAGGCUACUGUAUCAGGUUCUCGAACAUGUAAAGUAAUCAUCUCAUAGGUUGGUUUCUUUGAAAGUAAUUGACAGGAUCUUAAUCUGAUUAAUAAUUACAAAUUUAGUAGUUACUAUGAUUUUAUCUGUUUUUAUAGUUUAUUGACCCACUGUCCAGAAAGUAAAUUAUACCUAAUUUUAUCAUACUUGAAUAUUUGUUGUACAAUAACUAAAGUUUAAAAGAAAAAAGUAUCUAUAUUGUAAUGUCCGCUUGACUAUAGAUGUUUCUUUGCCUUACUAAAUUCUUAUACACAUGGAAGAUUCUAUACAUUUAUGGGUUGAAAGAAAGAAGUAAUUAGUAUAACUUUGCUCGUUUCAGAGCAAGAGAGAAUAUAGAACUAUUGAUAAUUUAUCUUUAUUUUUAUUUGUUGGUUAUGGUGUCACAUUCUUCAAACACAUUUUCAUAUGAUUGUUGCUGUUUUGUCUGUUUGCUAAAGGUCUAUAAAUGUGCACUUUUUAAACAAAAGGAAAAACUCACGGCAAUUAUUCACAUAUGACCCGGUAAACUAUUCUAAAAUUCUAGCCCAGAGGUCCCUAUUUCUGGUGGUCACAGAGAGAUCAGGGGUCUGAGUUCUCAGACCCUGAAACCUGACCACCAGAGAUGGGUAUCAUGAGCUAGAACACAGUUUUAGCUAUAGGGUCUGUACACUAUUGGAAACCUGAAAUUGGGGUAAUGUCACAAUGAUGUAAUGAUGUAAAGAUGAUUGGGCCCACUUUUUAUACACAACGUCAUACACUGAAUUUGGUUUGGCUUUUGUUUGUCCUUUUCUUCAUGUACAUAGACAUUAUAUUUAAUGCCUAAAUCAUGUCGUUUUUAUUUGUUUUACGCUAUAUAGCAUGUCAUUAAUUAAUAA